Glarea lozoyensis ATCC 20868 is the source of this 1110-nucleotide messenger RNA. RefSeq lists its product as uncharacterized. Gene Ontology annotation, cellular component: endoplasmic reticulum membrane; endoplasmic reticulum. Gene Ontology annotation, biological process: post-translational protein targeting to membrane, translocation. NCBI's taxonomy places the organism in Eukaryota, Fungi, Ascomycota, Leotiomycetes, Helotiales, Helotiaceae. The transcript is spliced from 3 exons. Bases 1 to 1110 code for a protein of 369 amino acids. The record is from RefSeq and is a predicted model, not a curated record.
AUGGCGAGCCAACAACCCCCGCAAGGGCAGAACCCUUUUGGUAUACAGCCGGGACAGCAACCUACACCAGAGCAAAUUGCUGCGAUGCAGCGACAAUUAGCAAUCGAUGCGCAGAAAAAUGGCAUGACGGUCCCCGAAUUCGUUGAGAAAUUGAAGGCGCAGGCGAGGGCCCAACAACAGGCUGCUCAGCAGCAAGCUGCACAAGGCGGACAGCAGCAGGCGCAACAAGAACAGCAGCCCAUUACUCCAGGCCCACCCAGUCCGGAGGCGCUCGCCGUCGCUUCGUUUCUCAAGAGUCAGGAUCUAAAAGUACGAACGUGUAUUUUGAACGGGCAGAGAAAAGACAUGUUCAAGGUCAAACGUGCACUUCGAGCGCUUCAAUCGCCAGCGUACACCAAAGCCCGGAGUAAGAACCCGCUACUCCCAGAAAUCACAGAUAGACCAUCUCUUGAGAACUGCUUCAAAUUGCUCCCCAUGUCUCUCCUCGCCCUUCGAGUAUCCAAGGUUGAUCCUCACGAAGGACACGAUCAUGCCCCGGGAGCACACAAGACAAAGCGAGUUAAGGGGUUGUGGACCGUGAAAAUUGAGCAACAACAAGAAUGUCGAGAAGACCUCCAUUUUGUCUGGCUAUGGGAAGGGUCGCAAAUCAAGCAAAAACUAUAUGCGGUCGGCGCCUUGGCAGUCAUAUUUGCUAUCGUUCUGUUCCCUCUUUGGCCAAUGAAGAUGCGUCUCGGAGUGUGGUAUUUGAGUAUGGGUAUGCUCGGUUUGAUCGGAUUAUUCUUUGUCAUGGCCAUCUUCCGGCUUAUACUUUUCGCAAUUACGAUGUUUGUUACCCCACCUGGAUUAUGGCUCUACCCGAAUUUGUUCGAGGACGUGGGAUUCUUCGAUAGUUUUAGACCACUUUGGGGUUGGCAAGAGGAGAAGAAGAAAAAGAAGAAGUCGAGGGCUACUGGAUCUGCGAGCGCGGGCGCAACUAUGGCAGCAAUGACAGGUCAACCCGCUCCAGCCUCCGCUACUACUACAGGUGCUGCUCCUCAAAUUUCCACGGGCUCUACCCAACAACGAAACCUCGCUCCCCGAGUAGAAGAAGUCUUUGACGAUAAAGAUUAG